Messenger RNA from Dryobates pubescens (Downy woodpecker), 2896 nucleotides. It is a transcript of the gene KAT2B, whose product is annotated as lysine acetyltransferase 2B. The record is from RefSeq and is a predicted model, not a curated record. Gene Ontology annotation, cellular component: nucleus; histone acetyltransferase complex. Gene Ontology annotation, molecular function: protein binding; histone H3 acetyltransferase activity. Gene Ontology annotation, biological process: chromatin remodeling; positive regulation of transcription by RNA polymerase II. Lineage: Eukaryota; Metazoa; Chordata; Aves; Piciformes; Picidae. The coding region runs from base 109 to 2511 and encodes 800 amino acids. The transcript has 18 exons.
CCCCCCCCGGGGAGCAGCCGGCGGCGGCGCGGCGAAGGGGAGGGUCUAGGGCCGGGCGUACCGCGCCGGCCGGACAGGCGGGCGGGCGGCUGCCGCCGUGCCGCGGGCAUGGCGGAGCCUGGCGGCGCCGGGGCCGGGGCGGCGGGCGGCGGCGGCGGGCCGCAGCAGGGUUCCCCGGCCGCUGGGGGGCCGGCCCGCAGCGCCGCCGAGAGCCCCGGGGGACCCGGCUCGGCGCGAACCGCGGGGAAGAAGGCGCAGCUGCGCGCCGCGCCGCGGGCCAAGAAGCUGGAAAAGCUGGGCGUCUACUCCGCUUGCAAGGCCGAGGAAUCCUGUAAAUGCAAUGGCUGGAAGAACCCCAACCCACCUCCCACACCACCCCGUGCAGAGGUACAGCAGGCGGCUGCCAGCCUGGCUGAGCCCUGCCGCAGCUGCAGCCACACGCUGGCUGCUCAUGUUUCUCACCUGGAGAAUGUGUCUGAAGAAGAAAUGAAUAGGCUUCUGGGGAUUGUAUUGGAUGUGGAGUACCUGUUCACCUGUGUACACAAAGAAGAAGAUGCAGACACCAAGCAAGUUUAUUUCUACCUGUUCAAACUUUUGAGGAAGUGCAUUUUACAGAUGGGAAAGCCUGUGGUAGAGGGAUCCUUGGAAAGCCCACCAUUUGAGAAACCCAGCAUUGAACAGGGUGUGAACAAUUUCGUGCAGUACAAAUUCAGCCAUUUACCCUCCAAGGAGAGGCAAACCAUAGUGGAGCUGGCUAAAAUGUUUCUGAACCGCAUUAACUACUGGCACCUGGAGACUCCUUCUCAGCGGAGACUGAGGUCACCCAACGAUGACAUUGCGGCUUAUAAAGUGAAUUACACCAGGUGGCUUUGUUAUUGCAAUGUCCCUCAGUUCUGUGACAGUCUACCUCGGUAUGAAACCACCCAGGUGUUCGGUAGGACAUUGCUUCGCUCUGUUUUUACUGUCAUGAGAAGACAGUUGCUGGAGCAGGCCAGGCAAGAGAAAGACAAGCUUCCUCAAGAGAAACGGACACUAAUCCUCACCCAUUUUCCAAAGUUUCUGUCAAUGCUGGAAGAAGAAGUGUACAGCCCGAAUUCUCCCAUUUGGGAUCAGGAUUUCAUGGUGUCUAGUUCCCAAACUGGACAGCUAGGAAUCCAGACAGUUAUCAAUCCACCUCCUGUUGCGAGAUCCGUCUCAUACAGUGCAAGUCCUUCAUCUCUGGAGCAACCCAGCAGUGGCAAUAUGAGUCCUGCUUGCAAAGUUUCUUCUGCCCUUGACCCAAACCUAGGGGAAAAGAGGAAAAACAACGAACCCUAUUCUCUGGAGGAUUCCAAAAGGCCAAGGGUUGUAGGAGAUAUUCCUAUCGAGUUAAUCAAUGAAGUAAUGUCGACCAUUACGGAUCCUGCAGCAAUGCUUGGGCCAGAGACCAAUUUCCUUUCGGCACACUCGGCCCGGGACGAGGCGGCACGGCUGGAGGAGCGCAGGGGGGUGAUCGAAUUCCACGUGGUGGGCAACUCCUUGAACCAGAAGCCCAAUAAGAAGAUCAUGAUGUGGCUGGUUGGUUUGCAGAAUGUGUUCUCCCACCAGCUGCCUCGAAUGCCAAAGGAGUACAUCACACGCUUGGUCUUUGACCCGAAACACAAGACACUUGCAUUAAUAAAAGAUGGUCGUGUGAUCGGCGGCAUCUGCUUCCGCAUGUUCCCCUCCCAGGGAUUCACGGAGAUUGUCUUCUGUGCUGUGACUUCCAACGAGCAAGUCAAGGGAUAUGGGACUCACCUAAUGAACCAUCUGAAGGAGUACCACAUCAAACACAACAUUCUCAACUUCCUCACAUAUGCAGAUGAAUAUGCCAUCGGGUACUUCAAAAAACAAGGCUUCUCCAAAGAUAUUAAAGUUCCAAAGGCGAAAUACGUUGGCUACAUCAAGGACUACGAGGGUGCCACGCUGAUGGGGUGCGAGCUGAACCCCAAAAUCCCCUACACGGAAUUCUCUGUCAUCAUUAAGAAGCAGAAAGAGAUCAUUAAAAAGCUGAUAGAAAGGAAACAAGCUCAAAUACGGAAAGUUUACCCUGGCCUUUCUUGCUUCAAAGAUGGAGUGCGGCAGAUUCCCAUAGAAAGCAUUCCUGGCAUUAGAGAGACUGGCUGGAAACCAAGUGGCAAAGACAGAGGUAAGGAGCCCAAGGAUCCAGAUCAGCUGUACAGCACAUUAAAAACCAUCCUGCAGCAGGUGAAGAGCCAUCAAAGCGCUUGGCCCUUCAUGGAACCUGUGAAGAGAACAGAAGCUCCUGGAUAUUAUGAAGUUAUAAGGUUUCCCAUGGAUCUCAAAACAAUGAGCGAGCGCCUCAAGAAUAGGUACUACGUCUCUAAGAAACUAUUCAUGGCAGACUUGCAGCGAGUCUUUACCAAUUGCAGAGAGUACAACCCCCCCGAGAGCGAGUACUACAAGUGUGCCAACAUACUGGAGAAAUUCUUCUACACCAAAAUCAAAGAAGCUGGAUUGAUUGACAAGUGACUCUGGCGGCUUGUGCAACCCAGCGGCGCGCCUCGGCCCCGGGCGGAGGCGUGGGACUGCCCAGGGGGCCAGGAACUUCUCUUUAAUACUUAGCACUUUUGAAGACCCUUUGUAGUGUAUUAUACUGCAGUUGCAAAAACUAUUUUAUUAAAAGGCUUUAUAAUGUUUAUUUAAUGACAGAGAGAACAAAAAAAAAAAUACUCAUUUCUUUUGUGUGCCCACUACCCUCUUGGUCCCGGAGUAAGUGUCUCAACGACAGCCUCAGAACCCCCAGCUGGGGGAAACUGCACUUUUGGGAAGACAAAAGAAAGUUCCCAGCCCCCAGCUGGGGUAUAGCUUACCUAAUACAGUACCUAGUUGAUAAAGUUUUAUCAGCUUUUAUUUC